Molecule: messenger RNA, 2996 nt
Organism: Engraulis encrasicolus (European anchovy)
Lineage: Eukaryota; Metazoa; Chordata; Actinopteri; Clupeiformes; Engraulidae
Gene: noc2l
Product: NOC2-like nucleolar associated transcriptional repressor
Exons: 19
Coding region: 50-2320 (756 amino acids)
Biological process (GO): negative regulation of transcription by RNA polymerase II; ribosomal large subunit biogenesis
Cellular component (GO): nucleoplasm; Noc1p-Noc2p complex; Noc2p-Noc3p complex
Molecular function (GO): transcription corepressor activity; histone binding
Source: RefSeq, a predicted model, not a curated record
GCGCAGUGCAUUGUGGGUCUCAGUUUUGUAGGCACGUUUUCAAUCCAGCAUGGCAAGCAAGCAGAAAAGGAAAUUGGGAGACUUGUCCGUAGACGAGUUUCUGUUGUCAGGCUUUGACGCUCCUGACGACGACUCCGACUCGGAUGAAGGAGAAGAGGUUGUCCAGCAGAAUGGCAAGAGGAAAAACACCGCCCCAACAGAAGAGGGUCCUAAGAAGAAAGGCAAGGCGACUGAGCACAAAGACCAGCUGUCACGGCUUCAGGCCAAAGAUCCAGAGUUCUACCAGUUCCUGAAGGACAAUGACAAGGAUUUACUGAACUUCGACGACACCGACAGCUCAGAAGAUGAGGAAGAGGAGAAGUAUCACACCCUACCCUCGGAACUGGAGGAGACCAAAUCUGAUGGAGAGCAGGAGGAGGAGGAGGGUUCCAGCGCUAAGAAGAAGAAGAAUAUCUCCAUUCCAGUCACAGAGAAGAUGAUCGCUGAAUGGAAGGCAGCACUAAGGGCUGAGCCCACACAGCGCCUCUUUAGGGAGGUCACUCAGGCUUUCAAAGGGGCUGUGGCGACCACCAAAGGAGACAGUGCAGAAGAGUGUCGAUACGCUGUCUCCGACAGUGCAGUGUUCAACGCACUAGUGUUGUUCUGCAUCAGAGAUAUUCCAGGUGCCUUGCAGAAGAUCCUUGACCUCAAGUCACUUGAGAAAGAAGACCAGAAGAAACUGAUAUUGCCCUCGUCCAGUAAAAAGUGGCAGAAGAACAUGCUAGACAUCAAAAUGUACCUCAGUGGUCUCAUACAGCUUCUGUCCAGCCUGACUCAGUCCACAGUCAUUGCUGCAGUUCUGCGGCACAUCCACCAGAUGGUGCCCUACUUCCUUUGUCUCCUCAAACAGUGUCGCAUCCUGCUCAAGCGGCUGGUGAAGCUGUGGAGCACAGGAGAGGAGACGGUGCGAGUGCUGGCGUUCCUGUCCAUCAGUAAAGUGUGUCGCCAUAAGCAGGAGGCAUAUCUCCCUGGUAUUCUGAAGCAAAUGUACAUCGCCUACGUGCAGAACUGCAAGUUCACGUCCCCCACCAGCCUGCCGCUGAUCGGCUUCAUGCAGCGCACGCUGACGGAGAUGUACGCCCUGGACACGCAGCUCUCCUACCAGCACGGCUUCAUCUACAUCAGGCAGCUGGCCAUUCACCUGCGCAACGCCAUGACCAUGAAGAAGAAGGAGACGUACCAGUCUGUGUAUAACUGGCAGUAUGUGCACUGCCUGGGGCUGUGGUGCCGAGCGCUGAGCACCCUCCACCCCAGCGAGGUCCUGGAGCCCCUCAUCUACCCCCUCUGCCAGGUCAUCCUGGGAUGCAUCAAGCUGGUGCCCAUCGCGCGUUACUACCCGCUGCGACUGCACUGCGUGCGCCACCUCACCCUGCUGUCUGCCAGCACGGGGACCUUUGUGCCCGUCCUGCCCUUCCUGCUGGAGAUCCUGCAGCAGGAGGACUUCAAUAAGAAGCCGGGCCGCAUGAGUAACAAGCCCAUCAACUUUGACGUGGUGCUGAAGCUGAGCAACGCCAACAUGCAGGAGAAGGCCUUCAAGGACGGCCUUGUUGAGCAGAUCUACGAUCUCAUGUUGGAGUACUUCAACACCCAGGCCUGUACCAUUGGCUUCCCUGAGCUGGCUCUACCCACCGUCAUCCAGCUGAAGACCUUCCUGAAGGAAUGCAAAGUGGCCAAUUUAUGCAAGCAGAUCCGCCAGCUCCUGGAGAAGAUACAGGAGAACAGCAAUCACAUGACCAGCCGGAGACAGCGUGCCACGUUCGGAGUGGCCGACUCAGCCGCUGUGGCUGCCUGGGAGAAGCGUGCGCGGGAGGAAGGCACCCCCCUCACCAGAUACUACGGCCAGUGGAAGAAGCUCCGAGAGAAGGAGAUACAGUUGGAGAUCUCCGGAAAGGAGAGGAUGAUGGACCUGAACCUGCCUGAGAUCAACCGUAAGCUGGUGGCGGAGAAGAAGAAGGACAAGAAGGAGUUCAAGGGCCUGUUCGAGACGGACAGCGAAGAUGACGAGGAGGGCCCCGUCUUCAAAAUCAAAGAGAAAUCUGGGAAAGGAGGCUCAGAAGAAGAUGAUGAUGAUGAUGAUGACCUGGAAGAUCUUUCAGACCUGAGUGGAGAUGAGGAUGAUGAUGGAGAGGAAGAUAUAGUCCAAGACUCGGAUGAGGAUGAUGACAAACCCUCAGGCUCCAAGGGGAAGGGGCCCAAGAAAGUGACCAACGUGAACCUGCAGGAGAUUGCAGAGGGAGACGAGGACAUCGUAGAAGACCUGGAGCUGUCGGACCAGGAGUGAGCAGCCCCAGAACUGGGGCCUAUACUAAGAAGCUGGUUCAGGAGUAAACUAGGUUAAAUUAAGAGGCAAAUAAUUUCUUAGGAAAAUGAGGACUCCAGGACUCCACUAUAAGAUGAUUUACCUCUUAACUUAACCUGGUUUACUCCUGAACCAGCUUCUUAGUGUAGGCCCCAGGGCGCUCCUCGGAGGAGGGAUGUCUGGCCCAGGGAGGGAGAGACUGGACUGGACUGGCUGUUAGGAGGCGGGGAUGGAUGGGGUUGUGUGAGCGGAGCGUGGAGCUCACUCAGUCUCUGGAGGUUCACAGGAGGUGUCCAGCUGUUAGUUUCUCAGUGGAAACACAGCUGACUUGAAGGGCCUCGUGCUGCAUCCAUAAGUAUGCAAGGAACUUAUGGGGUGUAACAAAACCAGUGUUUGUGACCUUUGUGACAGUGAUAUUUAAUAUGAGGGGGUCCCUCCACUGUUCAUCCUUUUGAAUAUAGCGAUAUUUUGUGUAUAAAAUAUUACUUUUGUUGCCUUUGUACAGAAGAUAUGGAAAUGAACCGUUUCACAUUUAGUAUGUUAUCAUGAGAUCUAAAUUUUUAUUUGUUGUUGUUUUUUUUCAUACAGUGUUGGAAAAAAAGGAAUCCACAAAGCUUCUGUUAAAGACUUUUUUGAAAUAAAUCACAUACUUAUCUCC